UUUAUAUCUUGUGUCCAAUAUUUGCACAUAAACAUAAAACCAUUAUUUAUAUUGUAGAUUUCCAUGUGUAUAAAUAGUGUGUAUCUAGGUAUGUAAAGGUUCAUUUUAUUUUGUAGAAAUUAUGGGCAUGAGCACAGCCUCCUUCACUGAAAGCCAUGAAGCAUACAUCUGGCAACGCCACGUGUGGGUCUAUCCUCUACCGCCAAUCUCGUCCAUUUUGCUCGUGUUUGUGUUUUGCUGUGGUAUUGCUCCAUUUGUGAUUGUGAUUUGGACCGCACGUGAAUUGAUUUGUACGCUGUAGAUUUGUAAAGAUCUGUUUUCAAUCAGCUCCUCAUAAUUGUUUGAAUAUGCCUAGGUUAUGUUGCGUGCCAGGCUGCAAAUCUAAUUAUAAAAGUACCCUGAAAAAUGAAGAAUUGCAAACAACUUUUUGUUUUCCAAAUGAAGAAUCCCUUCAAAAGUUAUGGCUGAAGGCCAUUCACCGUGACAACUAUUCCAUAACAAAACAUUCAGUGGUAUGCUGCAAGCAUUUUACAGAAGGUGAAAUAAGGCGCUUUGAGGUUUUUAAGGACAAGGAUAGUGUUUUUCAAGAACGCCCUCUAGCACGGCCAACAUUGAAAAGAGGAGCUGUACCCCAUAUAUUUGCAAAUUUACCAAAAUAUAUGAGUACUCCAGAGCCGAAAGCACGUCGAGAUCCAGAGGAACGACAAAAAGAAUGCAUCCAAAGAGAAACUGAUCAAAUUGAGGCAUUUUUAAAUGAUGACUUGAUUGUAGACUUUGAUGAAUUCAAAUUACUUGUGCAGACAAAAACAGUGCUGAAAAACUGGUGCUUGAAAACUUGUGGUGAAGUGUUUUAUUUUUAUUUGUUAAAUACUGACUGUGAUGUGUUAGAGGAAGGUGUUAAGGUUAUCAAUAGUAUAGUCAUUCAUUCUGACAUGACUGUGCAAGUAUUCCUCCAUAACACGGAAUUAUCUCCUAAUGACUUAAGGUGGAUUUUACCAGAGCGGAAGCUUCAAAGAUGGUCUCAGAUUGAAAAUUUAUUGACAAGGUAUAGUUUUGCUCAGCAUACUGACUUGGAUGGUACUUUUCAUUUGAAAAAGGCACAUGAACAUCUGAUAUCAGCAAUUGCAAUCUUAAAUCAACAAAACAGUAAACAUCUCACAACUUUAGAACUUUUAAAGGACCAGCUUUCUCUCAUUACAUCGAAAAAGGUAUAUAAUAUGCCGACUUUUUUUUCAUUGAUUAUUUUCAAUCAGUCAUCUUCAACAUAUGAACAUAUUAGAGAUUAUUUAAUUCUCCCUACGAGUAGACGUUUAAAGCAAAUUUCUUCAGAGUUUAAUGUUUCACCAAUUUUAGACAAAGAGAGAAAAAAUAGUUACCUUCAACAUGCAGCUUCAAAUCUCUCUGAUAGAGAGAAAAUUGUAUGUCUUUUAAUUGAUGAAAUUUAUGUAAAAACUGGUUUACAGUAUAAAGCAAAGAAUGUGACUGGGUUUGCUGAGAAUGAUCCAACUAAGCUGGCCAAAUCAGUUCAGACAUUCAUGAUAUCGUCUGCAUUUGCCAAUUUUAAAGAAGUUGUACGUCUUGUACCAGCUGAUGAAUUGUCCCAAAUAGUGUUAGAUGUAAUCAGAUACAUACAAAUGGAGGGGUUUAAAGUGUUGUGUGUAAUCACUGAUAACAAUAGAGUAAAUCAAAAAGUUUUUAGGUGUCUCUGUAAUGGUGAUGUAUAUUUUUCAAAUCCAUCAGAUCCUGCAGAAAAAAUUUUUACACUAUUUGAUUUUGUCCACAUAUUUAAAAAUAUAUAUCAUAACUGGUUGAAUUUGAAAAAUUUUGAGCAUACAUUUCUGUAUCCAAAUUAUAAUAAUUUUGAUGUUCAAGAAAAAGCUUCAUUUGAAAAUAUUAGAAGCUUUUAUAAGAAUGAAAUAGAAAAAUUAACUAAGUUGGCUUACAAAUUAAAUGAUAAAACAUUAUAUCCCAAUAAUUUAGAAAGACAAAGUGUAGUUUUGGCAAAUAAUGUUUUCCAUGAAUCCACAAUCACUGCCCUUAAAACUUGCAGUAGUUACAGCAGCACAGCAAAUUUUCUACAAAUAGUGCAUGAUUGGUGGAGGUUCAUAAAUGUAAAAAAUACUUUAAAGGGUACGCAUAAAAGAAAUGAUCACUCGUGUCCCAUCAUUCCAUUUCACGAAAAUAUUAAAUUUUUGAAGAAAUUUUUAAAUUGGUUGGAUGCGUGGCAUCAAAAUAUUCAAAACGUUGGACUCAGUAAAGAUACAUACAAUGGAUUGAAACAUAGUACAAGUGUUAUGAUUAAAAUUGUAGACUAUUCUUUUGAACACUUUCCAGUUGAGUAUGUACUUUGUGGGAAAUUUCAAACAGAUAAUUUGGAAAAGAGGUUUGGUAGAUAUCGAUAUCUAUCUGGAUGUAAUUAUCAUAUUUCUUUCAAUCAAAUUCUAGAAUCUGAAAAGAAAAUCAGACUUCAGAAUGUUUUGAAGACGUGCAACACAGAAUUUGAUUUAAAAGAGCUUCGCAAUUCUUCCUUAACAUCUGAGCAAGAUACAUUUUCACUGGAUAUAUCAGACUUUCUUUUUAUUUUGGAAACUGAUUAUUUAAUUAGCUAUGAUGUUGAUGAAGCAGUAAAAAUAUACAUAUGUGGGCCAUUCUCUCAUAAAAAAAAUUAGUUGUACAAAAUGCCAGGAAAAACUAAUUAGGAGCAAAGGUGUCAUGUUGGAAUUAGAUUAUUUUGAUUAUUUACAAAGAGGAGGUCUUUGCAUUCCAGCUGAUGAGAUAGGAUAUAUCUAUCAUCAUGCCUGUGCCAUUUUUACUUAUAUAAUUGAUCAUGAAAAUACUUUGAAAAUGUUAUUUGCCCAAUUAGAUCAUAAAACUAUUUUAGGUACACUAAUUGUGGAAAGUUUAGAAUCAGAUGUAUUCAUUGACCUUAAGAUUAUUUGUGAAUGUGGUAUGCCCCAUAAGAAAAUAUAUACUGCUGCAACAUUCAUUAUAUGUAAUAUUUUAUUAAAUAUUAAAAACAACUUGUGUCUCAAAGAAAAAAGUGACAAGAAAAGAAAACUAUUAACUUUGACAUCCAAGCUUAUAAAUAAUUAAUAUUUGUGUGCAAUAAGUGAUUAGUUCUAGGUGAAAAACAUAUACUAAUUCAUAAUUUUUCUAUUAAAC
Messenger RNA from Acanthoscelides obtectus, 3162 nucleotides. The record is from the annotation of a GenBank genome assembly. NCBI's taxonomy places the organism in Eukaryota, Metazoa, Arthropoda, Insecta, Coleoptera, Chrysomelidae.